UUUUACUAUAAAACCUUUAAGAGAAAUAAAGUUUUCACAUUGACCUACUUGAGAAUUUUAAGUAAAGAAAAAUGUUUAAAUCUCUGUAUUUAGUUUUGUAUGUUUGUUUGUUGUUUGUGACGGUCGGUUUUUCUCAAAGAAUUAGCGCUGGUGAAUGCCCGGAUGUUACCGUUAAAAAGGAUUUUGACGUUAGCAAGUAUGUAGGUCAAUGGUAUGAAUUUGAAAAAAAUCCUGCCUUUUUUGAGAAUGGAUUAAAAUGCAACUGGGCAAUUUAUAGAAACGAAGGAGAUUACAUUUCUGUCAACAACAGUGGUGUCAACGUAAAUACUGGAGUAAGGACUUCAAUAAAUGGAAAAGCUACAAUACCCGAUAAAAAUGUGCCUGCAAAAUUGAAAGUGCAAUUUGAUACCAGCCCUAAACCUGGCAAUUAUUGGGUACUUGAUACAGAUUACGAAAAAUACUCAGUUGUCUAUGCUUGUUCCAGCAUCGAACACAUGUUCAAAGCAGAAUUUUUAUGGAUACUGUCUCGAACACCAGUGCUGGAUGACAAAACAAAAAGUGUGGCAUAUGAUGUAAUGGAUAGGAAUUCUGUAAGUCGAGAAGGCUUGUUUCCAACAGUGCAAGAUUGUUAUGGCCAUUAAUUUUUAAAGCUAUUUUUAAGUUGUAUAUAUUUUAUUCUUUAUUGAAAGUUAUAAAUAAAAUGUAAAACUAAACCA
Messenger RNA from Parasteatoda tepidariorum (common house spider), 716 nucleotides. Its product is annotated as apolipoprotein D. Lineage: Eukaryota; Metazoa; Arthropoda; Arachnida; Araneae; Theridiidae. The record is from RefSeq and is a predicted model, not a curated record. Gene Ontology annotation, molecular function: pigment binding. Gene Ontology annotation, cellular component: cytoplasm. Gene Ontology annotation, biological process: lipid metabolic process; response to reactive oxygen species.